Molecule: messenger RNA, 789 nt
Organism: Linum tenue
Lineage: Eukaryota; Viridiplantae; Streptophyta; Magnoliopsida; Malpighiales; Linaceae
Source: the annotation of a GenBank genome assembly
AUGGAGGGAAGAUCAAGCGGGGUAAGAGCAAGGAGUUCGAAGACAGAUGAAUCAGCGAGUGAUUCCGGCGGUGGAGCAGUUCCUUCCCCCAGCGACGGCAUCUCUCCGGGGAAGUACUUUCAUCAUCGCGAAAGGAGAAUCACUGGAAUGAAGAAAAAUGUCCAUUCCAGCCUUUGGAGAGGCAUUCUCAAAGCCUACCCACUGAUGCAAAAAGCUACUGUCUGGAGUAUCAGGGAUGGGCAAACAACUGAGUUUUGGAACCACCCCUGGAUUGAUCAAGACACAAUACUGGAGAAACACUGCCUCAGAACCCUGACUGAUGAUGAGAAACUUACCUCAGUUGCUGAUAUGGUGAAUGAACAAGGUGAGUGGGAUUGGACAAAGCUUAACUCUCUUCUCCCUAAUGUUUGGCUGUCUCGCAUUGCAGGGAUGGAAACUCCAAAACAUGGAUUGGGGGAGGACACCACUAUCUGGGGACUUGAACAUGACGGACGAUUCAGGCUCAAGUCGGCCUACUUGCCUGCUGCGAAUGAGAUUGACAUGACGGAUGAUCAGGGCUGGAAGGAGCUGUGGAAGUGGAGUGGACCAAGCAUAGUGAAGCACUUCCUCUGGCUGGUCAUGCACAACAGGCUGCUCACCAACCAGGAAAGAACAAUUAGAAAGCUGACAAAUGAUGGCAGCUGCAAGGCUUGCAACGAUGGUUUGGAAACAAUUGAGCACAUCCCGAGGAAGUGCAAAAAAAACAGAGGGAGUCAGACAUUUCUUCAGAAUCGGACAAUAUGUCCAUGA